This is a messenger RNA of Lolium rigidum, 1901 nucleotides long. RefSeq lists its product as uncharacterized. The record is from RefSeq and is a predicted model, not a curated record. NCBI's taxonomy places the organism in Eukaryota, Viridiplantae, Streptophyta, Magnoliopsida, Poales, Poaceae. Gene Ontology annotation, molecular function: protein binding. The transcript is spliced from 4 exons. The coding region runs from base 1 to 1581 and encodes 526 amino acids.
AUGGAGUCACGGCCGUUGAAAACCGGCCAAGAUAGAGAUCGAAUCAGCGCGCUCCCGGACGACCUUCUCCUGGGGAUCCUGGGACGCCUGAGCCUGCACGAGGCGGUCCGCGCCGGCGUGGUCUCCACGCGGUGGCGGCACCUCCCCAAAAGAGAGAUCGAAUCAGCGCGCUCCCGGACGACCUUCUCCUCGGGAUCCUGGGACGCCUCAGCCUGCACGAGGCGGUCCGCGCCGGCGUGGUCUCCACGCGGUGGUGGCACCUCCCCCACCAGCUCCUCGCGCGUGGACCUCGAUGUGGACGACUUCCAGGCCGGCACCACCACGGCGGUCGAUACCAUGGACGCGUUCACCGGCGCGGUGGGCAGGUUGCUGCCAAUGCGUCCUCCGGCGGCGGAGCGCGAGUGCGACUGCGAGAGCAGACGUUCCGUCAAGACCCUCCGGCUCCGCUUCCACCUGACGUCGGCCCCCGAUGACUUGAGCUCCAUUGGCCGCGCCGUCGAGGACACGGUGAGCCGUGGCCAGACCGACCGCCUCGAGCUCGGGGUAGUUCCGCCUUCGUCGUCUGACUCUGAACUGACAGCCGCCGUGCGCGCCGAGCUCGGGCAGCAGUUCAUGUCCUUCUCCCGAGUCUACCCCGUCGCCUUCCGGUGGCUGACGGACCUAUCGCUCACGAGCCUCGACCUCGGUGACUCGGACCUGUCCAGCCUCAUGGGCGGCUGCGACAGGCUCAAGCACCUAUCCUUAACAUCCUGCCGAUUGGCUCGGCACUCUGUGCUCGAGAUCGACGUGCCCAACUCUGUGGUUCAGAGCCUCAACUUGAGGAGAUGUAGGUGCAUGCGGAUCGAGCUUGUUUCUGUGCCAAAGCUGACGCGUCUCCAGUGCGAGUCCUGGAACUCCGAGGACCCGCCGCUGCGCUCCGGCUACGUGCCUGAGCUUCGCAGGGUGAUACUCAGUUCUCAUGCAGGGGUGUGGCAGACGCCGUUCGCGCUGAGCAACUGCCUCUCAACGAAUGUCAGCAACCUGUCGCAGCUGUUUCUUAAUUUCAGCUGCCAAAUGAUUUGGAUUAAGCCUGAACAUCCAAAACUGCUCACUGCUAUAUUCCGUAAUAUCAAGGAUUUCGGGUUUUGGCAUAUCUUCCCUGAGUGUGAUCUCAGCUGGACCCUGUUUAUCCUCGAAGCUGCACCUGCUCUGAAAACGCUUACAGUAAGUCUGACUCGGCAUUCCUGUGUCAAAACAUCCGAGCGCAGUGGCAAGAAGGACAACGUGGUGUGGGAACCAUCCAAGGAUUUUAAGCACCUGAACCUGAAGGUGUUGUAUAUGUUUGGGUUCGAGGAUGAAGACAAGGUGACAAACUAUAUAAGGCUUGUCAUGGAACGAGCUGCGGGGUUGCAGGGAAUCAUGCUGUGGAGUAGUAAGACUUGUGAGGCAUGCGAUGCCAUCGACCUUGAGUCCCCGAGUAGAUAUGAGGUGGAUAAAGCCUGCAGGCGUCGGGUUAAGGAGCGACUCACACAUGGAUCCUCCUCGUCCGUGAAAAUAAUUAUCUGCGACCUAGAUGCUCGUGGACUGAUAAUAACCUCAUAGAUGAACUACUCACAGAUCACAGAUGCUGAUGCUGCUGCUGGAGUGAUGAACCGAUGAUAGCAUAUGAGGGCCAAUCAGUCGCAAUUAACUUUUAUCUUAAUUAUAAUUUUUUAUGAUAAAUCUUAAUUCUAUAUUUAGCUAGGAAAUACUUUGAUUUAUGUGGUGUGUUGAUGUCUCUUAGGUGACACUAGUAAAAUGGCACGUGCAACGACUUAUAACAUACAAUAUUAUUCCACAUCCUCAAAUCUUCAAACUUGUUGUUGGAGAGCAUUCAUGUAUAUUUAUGAUUGUAACACGUUGAUGGUACUUCUUUUCUCCAA